CCGCCGCUGCGAGCCCUCAGUGUCUGGAUCUACGUUGUAGAUAGAUGGGCUACAUGCCACACGCCAUUAGCCUACAGGCUGCAAAGGUUCAACGUUUGAUUUCACGUUUUUUGCCGUUGUUCUCCUUCCUGUUCUUCUUCUUCUUCUCGGGGCUUCUUUUUUUGUCCUCUGCUUGGAUACCGCUGACUUAGGCAUUGGACAUGUGCACACAGGAUGAUGACAACCCCUUUCCUCCCCGUAGAAGUAAAAUAAAAUAGGCUUUCGCACACACUGGAUUUACUCCUGUCGUUCCAUAUGAAGAAGCCAAAAAUUUGGAUACGCGUCUGUGUCCAUUUACUGCUGUUCAUCACGCUUGGGGUACAUUCAAGUAAAUUUGACGUCAACCCAGUGACAGAUGACAUCGCUAGUCUCUCUAUUUUGAGACAAAAUAUUCCUAAAGAUUACAAAAUUCCUGUACACUACGUUCCUAAAGAAGAGGGAGGGAUGUGUUGGGUAAAAUUAAACAUCUUCUACUUGGAGGAGAGUUUACAAGAUUUAGCACAUAAGUUUGGAAACAUUUCAUCCAACAGAAAAGAUAUUAGCAUAUUCAUCCAAAUGCUCCAAGAACUGCGGCUCAACAUGGGGUCUCUGGAGCCCAUCAUGUAUGACUUUGAGUGCCACUACAGGGAAGAGAGGUGGCAGACAGCGCGAUACUUUGACUUUGUCAAAGACUUCCUUAUAGCUGCACAGAAUAAAGAAGAUUCAGAUGACUGUGACCCUCCUCCCUGUCCCACCACACCAUACUCAGUAACAACAGAAAAAUAUUUAGAAGAAUCGCAACCAUCCAGCUCGGAGUGUGCAACAGGCUGCAGUCCAAAAUAUGAACAGAGCGCCCUGACUGAGGUGGUGGAGCGAAGCCUUCUCUCCUUACUGUUCAUCCCUCUCAUAGCUCUCGUAUUCCUGCUUGUGUGGAAGGUCCGAUCAUGGAGGAACGAGGAGGAUCUUCAACAGAAUCCUGGAGAAGGUGGACUCUUCACAGGAACAGAAGCGACUGCACCUCCACUAGAUGCUGAAAUAUCAGAAAAAAACAAGUUGCAAAUCAUUGAAAUAGUGUAACGCCUCUACCCUUCGAUGUUCUUCAGCGUGAUUGGGCUCUACUCUUUUCUCCUCUUGGUGUCCAAAGGUGAUGAAAAACAAACACAAAGCUGUAAUCCAUAGCGACAUCUCAAAGGUAAAAGGCCUGUUUUUGACUGCGCUCGUAAACGACGGCAGAUUCACGAUCGCCAUGACCAACAUUCCUCUGGAUAAACCAUGCCUGCUACCGUAUGGAUAAGCUUGCCUUUCUUGUAAGACUGCAUUAACCCCAUGCUUUUGAAAAAGACUGACAUUUUAGCAGAGAGCCCCCCGUACCACACCCCCACUGGAUUCUCUUGCUCCAUCAGAACCUGCUGCAUCAUGAACUCUUCAGGGAGAGACCCCCCUCCCCUCCCCCAACCCCCCUCAGCACGUUGCUACAGUCUGCCUGCGUUUUUUGGACCCACCAGUUCAUCUUCAGACAGCACAGCAGAGAGUGACACUGACACUGGUAUCUCCUGUAUGAACUGAGGCAUGAAUUACUACCUCCGGUGACCCUCGUUAACCACAUCUUCAACAGCUCUGCAGUUUGAUCUUAGUCCAGGGUUUUUCCUAAAGAAUAUAAUGUUAAACAUUGUAGUGCCAAGGUGUAGUCACAGUGUCUGGUUUAGGCGUGUACCCGCGGGGGUGUGUGAUGUAUUUAUUUAUUGGUAGCAGCACUGAGCUGCUGCUGUUGAUGAAAUGUUUCAAGCAAUCAUUUAAGAGCACCUCUACUAAUGGGUCACAUUUAAAGAACAGUCUACAGUAUAUACUAACACAUCGUAAACCCCAAAAACACACUCUCCUGAACAAGUUACAAUUCUUCGUAUGAUGUUGUUGUUGUCGGUGUUUAUGACUCGGGUGAUUUAGGUUGUGUGAAUGGAUUACAUGGA
Molecule: messenger RNA, 1985 nt
Organism: Epinephelus lanceolatus (giant grouper)
Lineage: Eukaryota; Metazoa; Chordata; Actinopteri; Perciformes; Serranidae
Gene: kitlga
Product: kit ligand a
Biological process (GO): positive regulation of cell population proliferation; cell adhesion
Cellular component (GO): plasma membrane
Molecular function (GO): stem cell factor receptor binding; cytokine activity
Source: RefSeq, a predicted model, not a curated record